Molecule: messenger RNA, 2097 nt
Organism: Ceraceosorus bombacis
Lineage: Eukaryota; Fungi; Basidiomycota; Exobasidiomycetes; Ceraceosorales; Ceraceosoraceae
Source: the annotation of a GenBank genome assembly
AUGUCUGCUUCAGCGUCAGGCACUUGCUUGGAGUGGAACAAUGUGAGCGGGAGCCGCGGGGACAACAAGCGCUGACAGACCAGCAGCGAAACGCGCACAGCAUUCAUUGUCCACACUCACACUCGCAUUCACCAUUCAAUUGCACGCGCGCUGAUCUGCUGAUGCAACGCUCCCUCCCUCGCUGCAGGCGCUAUCCAACAAGAUGUUGCGUGCACCCUGGUACGCUCUGCGCGGCCAGCCCUUUAUCUGCGUCAGUCUGGCUUUCCCCCACACGGCCCCUCCCUCCCUCAGAGAGCUAGCUGAUAAGCCCACUGCACUCGCGCCGCAGAAAUUCUAUUCGCAUGCUCCCUCUCGCACAUUUUGUCUGCUUCUACAACCCAUGACACCAAGCAGCGCCCAUUUCGAAGGUCUAUCCAGCCGCUCAUCUGCUCGUCGCACAAAAGCUAGCGGUCAAGAGGCACAGACGCAAGCACACACGCGCGCGGCAGCAUCAUCGCAGUCGCAGUCGCAGUCGCACUUGGAGCAGCAGCGGCAGGAAGAGAGAGACUGGAAUUGGAGAGUCGACUUGCUGCAGAAGCUUUUGAGCGGUCAGGUCGAAGCAGCAAGCAUCGAGUGCGAGUACGGAAAGACAGAGGUGAGCGAGCGAGCGAGCGUUUGGCUAAGCGGAGGCUCGAUCCAGUCACCUCACCUCCCACCCACCCCCGCACACUGACCGUCCGCAACUCCUGGUGCAUCAAGUCGCAAAUCACGAUCCGGCACGAUGCGCCCACUCUGAGUUUCUCCUUUGUAUUUGAGCUGAGCGCCUUGAGCAGCUCCGAAGCUGCUCAGGUGUAUCAGCACCAUCUGCUACUACCCCUCCUACGCGCUGCUGCUGCCCUCGAAAGCGCAGGCUCAGAGGAGGAAAGCGAUGCGACAAAUCUAGCAAACGCAUUGGCGCUCGUCUCAUUGCGAGCCACUCGGCGGAAUGGCAGCAGACAUGCUCAUCCCGCUAAAGAGGAGGAGGAGGAGGAGGAUGAGAAAGCUGUCGCAACUGCCACCUCACCCACCAUCGCUUCUUCACUUGGCAAACACUCGUCGCUGAAGCAGUCGUCGAGCCAUCAAGCUGAAGAUUUGUCCCCAACUCUAGAUCACGCAGAUGCGGAUUCUGACGGAUUCGAGGUGGAGAGCGCAAAAGUUGCCUUACGGGCCAGGCCUACCAAAGUGAAGAAGGAAGAGCUUAGCAGUUCUCCCUUCAGUACAACAGGAUACGGCGCAAUGGCAAUGGCAAGGCAAGAAGCGGAUCCGGAUCCGGAUCCGAGUGCCGGACCUUCCAUCAAGCGAUCACCGAAGAGUCCAUUUGCUGCUCGAGCCAGCAGGACGAUGGUGAUGCGGAAAGAAGAAAAAGUACCUCUUCGGUCAUCGCGUGGCAAGAAGAUCGACUCGGACGGCUUCGAAGAGGAAGAGGAAGCUUCUUUGCCGCAUGUCCAGAGUCCCGAGCCGCCAGAUACGCCUGCUGUGGCUGUCAAGCGCAAUGCAAAGCUACCAAAGUCCAAAGGCGACAGCAGCAGCGCGACGGAGAGCGAAGAGGAUGGGACUGCGGAUCUUGCCGCCUCUUCUGAAGAAGUCGAAUCUCCCACGAUGCGCAAAGCUGUGCACGCGCGCAGUCACAGUCACAGUCCCACAGAUUCCUUCGAAGCUCCUUCGCGCUCGCCCUCGCGCUCGCCUGAAGAUGCGAUGAUGCCUCGACCUUGGCAGAAGCAAGCAGCAGCAGCGGGGGAACAAUCGCCGAGCAAACGCGCGAGGGUGAGGAAUGAUGAUGAUGAGGAUGAGGAUGAGGAUGCGGCAGGAACCUCGCAUGGCUCAUCGAUGCAGCAAAACGUCCUCAUCACUCCUUCGUCGCCCAUCCCAGCACACCGCGCAAAUGCAAAAAUGCCGCACCUCUCCCAUCCCAAAGAGCCCAUCACCGCUGCACACGCACACGUCUCUGAGCUGGAGCAAGGGAAAAAGCAGGACACGAACAGCUCUAGAGCGCACAAGACUCGAGGAACGGCUGCUACGCGCGGAGGAAGAGGUACGGGUUACAGGAAAGCGCAAGGUGGCCGCAAAAAGGGGUUUUGA